Messenger RNA from Thamnophis sirtalis, 668 nucleotides. The record is from RefSeq and is a predicted model, not a curated record. Lineage: Eukaryota; Metazoa; Chordata; Lepidosauria; Squamata; Natricidae.
GCACCAAUCCUUGCGGGGGGGCGAACAAAAACAAACGUGAGGGGAGGAGAGGCCUGGACCGGCCUUGAGGGAGCCGCGGCCUCGCCUCGGAAGGACUCCGCUGCUCGUCGGCCGGGAUCGCCUUUGCUCCUCGCUGGGUACCGGGAUGUCCCUCCGCCCUCCGGUCCAUCUUUGAGCGGUUUCGCCUUUUCUUUUCCUCUCCUCCGCUCCCCGCCAGCUGAGCUUCUCGCCCGGGGUCCUGAGGCGGCGGCGGCAGGGACGACGGCGCCGCCGCCAUGUCGGGGGACGACGACGGCCUGGAUGGGCCGCACUACGUGGCGGAAUUCGUGCCUCCGCCCGAGUGCCCCGUCUUCGAGCCCAGCUGGGAGGAGUUCAGCAACCCCCUCGGCUUCAUCUGCCGCAUCCGACCCUUGGCGGAGAAAACGGGCAUCUGCAAGAUCAGGCCGCCUAAGGAUUGGCAGCCUCCUUUUGCAUGUGAUGUGCAAAACUUUCGUUUUACUCCACGGGUGCAGCGCUUGAAUGAACUGGAGGCAAUGACUAGAGUGAAGUUGGAUUUCUUAGAUCACCUAGCAAAAUUCUGGGAACUUCAAGGGUCUACACUGAAAAUUCCAGUAGUAGAAAGAAAAAUAUUAGAUCUUUAUUCACUGAGCAAGCUUUUACAUGUUUGA